UAGACCUGGUGACACAGUAGCCUUUAGGCAGAGCUCCUCCGGAUAUGUAGGAAGUGCUGUUACAGGUUUUGUUGGGGGGAAAUCUGAGCCAUUUCUCUGUGGACAGCUGUGUUUCAAAGUCUAGACAAGUUGCCGUUGAAGUUUGCACAAGCUGCCAGGAUUUUGUGGAAGUAUAGUACUUUGUCAUUAUGAGAUGUCGUCUCUCGGUGCCUCCUUUGUGCAAAUUAAAUUUGAUGACUUGCAAUUUUUUGAAAACUGCGGUGGAGGAAGUUUUGGGAGUGUUUAUCGAGCCAAAUGGAUAUCACAGGACAAGGAGGUGGCUGUAAAGAAGCUACUCAAAAUAGAGAAAGAGGCAGAAAUACUCAGUGUCCUCAGUCACAGAAACAUCAUCCAGUUUUAUGGAGUAAUUCUUGAACCUCCCAACUAUGGUAUCGUCACAGAAUAUGCUUCUCUGGGAUCACUCUAUGAUUACAUUAACAGUAAUAGAAGUGAAGAGAUGGAUAUGGAUCACAUCAUGACCUGGGCCACAGAUGUAGCCAAAGGAAUGCACUAUUUACACAUGGAGGCUCCUGUUAAGGUCAUUCAUAGAGAUCUCAAGUCAAGAAAUGUUGUUAUAGCUGCUGAUGGAGUUUUGAAGAUCUGUGAUUUUGGUGCUUCUCGGUUCCAUAACCAUACAACACACAUGUCCUUGGUUGGAACUUUCCCAUGGAUGGCUCCAGAAGUUAUCCAAAGUCUCCCCGUCUCUGAAACUUGUGACACAUAUUCCUAUGGUGUGGUUCUCUGGGAGAUGCUGACAAGGGAGGUCCCCUUUAAAGGUUUGGAAGGAUUACAAGUAGCUUGGCUUGUAGUGGAAAAAAACGAGAGAUUAACCAUUCCAAGCAGUUGCCCCAGAAGUUUUGCUGAACUGUUACAUCAGUGUUGGGAAGCUGAUGCCAAGAAACGGCCAUCGUUCAAGCAGAUCAUUUCAAUUCUGGAAUCCAUGUCAAAUGACACGAACCUUCCUGACCAGUGUAACUCAUUCCUGCACAACAAGGCAGAGUGGAGGUGCGAAAUCGAGGCAACUCUUGAGAGGCUAAAGAAACUAGAGCGUGAUCUCAGUUUCAAAGAACAGGAGCUUAAAGAACGAGAAAGACGUUUAAAGAUGUGGGAGCAAAAGCUGACGGAGCAGUCCAACACCCCGCUUCUCUUGCCUCUUGCUGCAAGAAUGUCUGAGGAGUCUUACUUUGAAUCUAAAACAGAGGAGUCAAACAGUGCAGAGAUGUCAUGUCAGAUCACAGCAACCAGUAACGGGGAGGGCCAUGGCAUGAACACAGGCCUGCAGGCCAUGAUGCUGAUGGGCUUUGGGGAUAUCUUCUCAAUGAACAAAGCAGGAGCUGUGCUGCAUUCUGGGAUGCAGAUAAACAUGCAAGCCAAGCAGAAUUCUUCCAAAACCACAUCUAAGAGAAGGGGAAAGAAAGUCAACAUGGCCCUGGGGUUCAUUGAUUUUGACUUGUCAGAAGGUGACGAUGAUGACGAUGAUGGUGAGGACGAGGAUAAUGACAUGGAUAAUAAUAGUGAAUGAAAGCAGAAAGCAAAGUAAUAAAAUUGAAAAUGUUCCAAAAAAAAAAACAAAAAAACAAAAGAAACUUACUGUCAGUCUAUACAAAAUCAGUAAGGAGGCAGAAAACCAAGCACUACAUUUUUAGGCCAAUCACAUUUAUAUGACAGUGAUUUCUUUAUCAGUUUUACUUUUGAUUUAUUUUUGCUUACAGAAAAAUGGGAAAUUUAAGCAAAAAAGGUAUAUUUAUGAAUCAGCAAAUGUGGUGCCUGUUUAUAGAAAUUUGUGAUUCUAUAUACAAUAUAGCAUUUUUUAACUGAGAAGACUUUUUUUAAUGAAUAUAUUUGACUUUAUUUCCUUUAUUAAAUUGGUCAAGAAAACUUACAUUUUGAACAAGCACUGUUAACUCCUAAUUCUUCUUUGACACGAUUCUUUUGUAACAUACUACUUUUUUGUUGUUGUUAUGGCAAUACACUGUAAUGUCAGAAAUGAUUGAAAGGGGCUACAAAAUCCAACAACAAAAAAAUUGAGAUGAAAGAAGGUUAUAACAAAAUGUUCUUCAGAAAUACCUAAAAGCUGAGAAUUUUCAAUUCUAAAUAGCACAGCUACUCAAAGUAAAACCCGAGAAGUGUUCUCAGUAGUACAUUUGAAGACGAAAUACUCUAAUUUGAAACCAGUAGCACAUGUUGCAGGCUUUCAUACCAGCGCUAGCCCUGGAAACUUCUUAACAACAACACACUGUCAUCCAAGGCUUAGAUUGUACUUUAUACAAAGACAAAUAUAUGGUCUUAAAGGGAUGCUUCCAGGCAUGCGAGUGCUGGGUACAUGCCUGCUCUGCACUUCCAGUAAGGGGGUUAUGUGUGGUUAUUUGUUUCCCAGAGAAGCAUAAUGACCCUGGAUUCUAAAUAUACAGAGAAAUAUUUUAAAGAGAAAAUUAAAUAUUAUAAAAGGAAUAGUAAAGAUAAGUUAUCUCUAUUUAGACAAAAACUCAGGCUGAAGGGUCCUUUCUGUAUCAAAUCCAGCCUUCCAAAGUUAUCUUUUUUGGGGCUGGCUGGUUAACCCGGUUGGUUAGAGUGCAACCUUAUAACCCCAAGGUCAUGAGUUUGGAUCCCCAUACUGGGCAGCUGCCAAAAAACAAAAACCCUCUAAAGUUGUCUAUUUUUUUUUUUUUUUUUUAACUCUUCUCAGUGUUGCUGGUGUUUUACAGAAGUAGAUAUAGAUGCUACUCUGAAAACCUGGCUAACCAGAGGUAUUUUCAAAGUAUUAUCACAUAUUUGUCGAAGCUUGUUUAAACUAUAAAACACUGUUUUAAAAAAUUACAAAACAUUUGCAAUUAUAUAAAUAAAGGCAAAAGAGCAAAGUCUUUUUUCAGUCUAAAUUAGCAAGCAAUCUCAUUUGACUAUUAAACUGAAAUACUUUUGAUGGUUCUUUUUAUGACUUCCUUUAAGAAAGGAUAUCAUAGAUAUUAUCUAAUACCAUUUCAAACUGUAUUCAAUCAUAGAAAGCCUCUUGGAAUUUGAAGCAUUAUAUGAGCUGCCCCAUUAAGAGCUGAAAAGUAUGAUGAAAUGAUCAAUAUGCUGUGCCAGCUUUUAUUUGGAGAGAAAUAACUAAUAUGUCCUGGGUAUGAGAUGGAAAACAGUGUCUAUAGCGUAGUCAUAAAGAGAGGGAUCUGGAGUCUGAUCAUGAUUCAGAAUCCUGGGCCUACUUGCUGUACAAUCUUGGGCAAAUUAUUUAAUCUCUGUGUGUCUGUUUGCUCAUCUUUAACAUGGAAAUAAUAAUAGUACCUGCUUCAAAGGAUUAUUGUGAGGAUUAAAAUAAAUAAUAUAUGUAAAGCACUUAAUACAGUACCAGGCCCAUGGUAAGUGGCCAGUUAAUAUUAGCUACUAUUAAUUGUGCCAAUGAAAAGACACUGAAAAAUAAGUGAUUUCAGUAACCUUGAAAACUAAACUAUCAAUUUCAAGUGAUGUUUGCUUAGUAGUAUGAGAUGAAAUCGAAAGUAGAUAGCUUUCAGGAAAGAUAAAGACAACAUUCUUAGAAUGUAAGCUAUACAAACAGAUUUAUUGUGUUGCUCUUUGAAAACUAUGAGCCCUGGCCAGGUUUACCUGGUCUGAGGUGUUUGCAGGCAGUGCCACCACCCACAGACAAGUAAACACAGAGAGAGCAGGUAAACCUUUCCCCUAGAAGGUGGGUUCCCCACAUACCCAUUCUGCUACAGUUUCUUUGUCUGUACAUGCUUAGAUCCAGAUAACAUGCACACAUAAGUUCUCAGACACAGGGAGGGACGUACCCCCUGACUCAAAUCAGGCCACUCAAGCAGAAAAUCUUGGGGUGGAACAGAAGGGACAGCUUGCCACUCUUGCCUUCCCAACAUGCCCUGGGACUGUGGUCAGCAGUCUGAAGGGAAGAGCCAAAGACUUGGGGUUUAAAAGUUCCUGCUCAUCUCCCCAGGCAAAGAUAAAGUCAUCCAUUUAACAAAUAUUCGUUGAGCCCCUCCUCUGUGCCAGGUGCUCUUCUAAAGAACAGCUAGACGAAAAUCUUUACACUUACGGAGCUUACAUGCUAGUAAGCAGGGAUGGACAAUCCAACAAUACAAAUGCACUAUAUAAUAUGUUAACAUUUGAUAAGUACAUGGUGAAAAAUGAAGCAGGGAAGGAGGAUUAAUACCAUGGAGGAGUGUUGAGGUUUUUAAAGUGUGGUCAGAAAAGGCCUCCCUGAUAAGGUAGUAUUUGAGCAAAGCUGAAGAAGGCAGAGGGAUUUCUGUGGAUAAUUUCAGGAUUUGUGUACUUUAUGCAAGAAUGCAAACCUUGCUUCUCAUUUAAGAAUAAUUAGCAAUAAAUUUAGAACAUAUUAACUGAAUGAAACUGACUUUCUUUUUUUUUUGGAAUUUAUAUGUGAGUCCAUGUGAUUAUACAUAAAGUUUUGGUACAUUAAUAAAAGUAUCCAAAUAGGGCCAAAAAGAAAAGUAGUAGGACUCUAUACCCUGAACUAGGUUUAUUAUUAAUUAAUAUUUCCCUCAUCUCUUAACUGCUGCUGUCUUUCUCACCAAUAUUCCAGAGAUGAUCAUAGCUUAAUAUUCUACCAUAAAGCAGGUGCAAGAGUUUAGAAUAUAGCAGAAUUGGCCUAGCAUUGGACUAGAUUCAUUCAACAUUAUAGUACUGGCUAUUUUACUUUCUGUUCCAAAUCAGUGUCCUUCUAGUGGUUUGAAAAUAUUAAAACAUCCCUGAAUUCUGAAUCAUAGAAACAGAAUUUUAUAGUGUUCUCACUCAUUUAGACUCUAUUGAUUUUAAAAGGAAAUGUUUAACCAUAUGCAGAAUUUCUAAUGAUGAUAUUAGUUGUGCAGCUUCUAAUUCACUUUUCAGAUCAAUUUUUGAAGUGGCAAAUUAUCAGUGUUGGAUUUAAUUACAGUUACUAGACUUACAAAAAUGUACAUUUAGAAAGAGGAGAAUUAAAGAAAAACUGAAAAAUUUAAGGUUUCAAAGUAAGAAUUGAAACUCUAAAUUGUGGUAAUAAUUGUCAGUCAUACAACUGAAAAUGUAUCACCUUUCUUUUUUUUUUUUUACUCAUAAAAUUGAUCCUGUAGAAUUUGAUAACACCCUACUAGUAGUUCUCAACUGGUAUAGUGCUGUAACCUGAUGGGGUUUGGGCAUGCGGGGCCGUAUUUUUGGUUGUCACGGUGACUGGUGCCUAGUGCCAGGAAUGGUAACAUCCCGCUUGCUAGAGACAGUCCCACUCAGUAAAAAGUUCCAUCCAAAAUAUCACUAGCAGUGGCCCUUCCCCAUUGAGAAACUUGUUAAACCUGGAAGUUUGAGUUCUUUGUCUAAUUUUCCCCCCUAAACAAAAUACCCAAGUAAAAAAAAAAAAAAAGCGCAUUUUCAGAAUUACAACUACACAAUCUGAGUUUUGUAAGUUUGUGGCUUUAUCUUAAAUCUCUAUUUGUGGAAAUGGUUUCUUUCCCCUUAAGAAUGCUGGUAGAAACUUUACAAAACAGCUAAAUUCUCCCUGGGGGGGAGGGGGGUGUCACUUUCUUAUACAUUGAUUCCACAAUAAAUAAAAAAAGAAAAACCUCAUUGAGGUAGCUAUAAUUCUGCAAAGUAGCCACGUUAAUAAUUUAAAAGACCCCCUUUCCUCACAGAAAAAAAAAAUUCUGUAUUUUUUAAAAGCAGAAUUACAUUUUAUAUUUUAUAGAAUCAGUAGGAAGAGGCUGAAGGCACAUAGCACACUGUUUUUGAUGCUCUGGAAAUGUCAAAGCAUGGUUUUUAGCCAGUGAUUUUUAAUAUGCAGUGGAUUUGUUAGACUUAACACCAGCUGAGGUAUUCAAACUUGAUCCCCAUUUAAAAAAACAAGAAACUAGGUGUGGAGGAAGGAUUUAGGAGAAAUCCAGAAUCACUUCUCAAUAGCAUUACUAUGUAUAUAGCUUUAUUUUUCAGAGUUUUCAUUAGAGUGGUAAGAGUUUUAAAACUUAUUCUGAGUUAAAUGUUGAUUCUUUUUUUUGCUUUUUGUUACACUGGAUUUGUUGUACCCUUUUGAAACUAGCAGAGUCUCACCACAUAUGUAAUAGAGCAUAAUUUUUCUAUAAUCGGGCACCUUUUGCUGCUAUUGAGUAAGACUGUUUUCUUGUUUAGAUUUCAAGCAUUGCCAGAGAAGAAUCUGUUCUAUUCUUUUGAUUGUAGCAUAGCCUGAUAGCUAUAGAUGCAGCAUUUCUAUGAUGAAAAAUGUGUGUCUAUCAGGAAAUCUAGAGGACUCGCCACAAGUUUCAAGCACCUACAUAAAUUAUAUCGUGUGCAGAACAGUAUACCUUUUAAUGUCAGAUACCAUACACUGCACAUAUUGCUUUUGCACUCUCUUAAAAAUUUUGUACUAAAUAAUAGAAAAUAUUUAUAUUCUUUGAGUGUGAGCUUUGAAUAGAUGGCAUUAUCACUUUGUUGGGUUUUUUUUAAAAAACAAGAUCUUUUUCUCAUUUAUUCUAUUGCAAUGUUAUUCUGAGCAAGUCCUAUGCCAAAUAUCUUGUAUAAUGUUUGUAUGGAAGAUUAAAUUUUACUUUUGUGUGGUUAGACUAUUCAGUUACUGACUUUAUAGUUGGAAUUUGAUAUUUCAGCACAAAGUCCACAAUGUAUUCAGAAAUCCAAGUUGGUGUCAUACAUUUCAUUUUGAUGUGAACUUUGCUUUCCUUUGUUCUAAGACUCCAUUUUGCAAUAAACGUUUUGACAGUA
Molecule: messenger RNA, 6747 nt
Organism: Cynocephalus volans (Philippine flying lemur)
Lineage: Eukaryota; Metazoa; Chordata; Mammalia; Dermoptera; Cynocephalidae
Gene: MAP3K20
Product: mitogen-activated protein kinase kinase kinase 20
Exons: 12
Coding region: 194-1561 (455 amino acids)
Biological process (GO): protein phosphorylation; signal transduction
Cellular component (GO): cytoplasm
Molecular function (GO): ATP binding; protein binding; protein kinase activity
Source: RefSeq, a predicted model, not a curated record